AUGACGAAGGAGACGUCAUCGUUCGGGAAGUGUCGCAACAAGAUGCACAGGCUGUGCCACCGCUGCGGCUCCAAGGCCUACCACCUGCAGAAGUCCACCUGCAGCAAGUGUGGCUACCCCGCCAAGCGCAAGAGAAAGUACAACUGGAGCGCCAAGGUCAAGAGGAGGAACACCACCGGAACCGGUCGCAUGAGGCACCUGAAAAUUGCGUACCGCAGAUUCAGACAUGGAUUCCUUGAGGAAACAAACGCUUAA
Molecule: messenger RNA, 255 nt
Organism: Suncus etruscus (white-toothed pygmy shrew)
Lineage: Eukaryota; Metazoa; Chordata; Mammalia; Eulipotyphla; Soricidae
Product: 60S ribosomal protein L37-like
Exons: 1
Coding region: 1-255 (84 amino acids)
Biological process (GO): translation
Cellular component (GO): ribosome; cytosolic large ribosomal subunit
Molecular function (GO): RNA binding; structural constituent of ribosome
Source: RefSeq, a predicted model, not a curated record